Messenger RNA from Caenorhabditis bovis, 1068 nucleotides. The record is from the annotation of a GenBank genome assembly. Lineage: Eukaryota; Metazoa; Nematoda; Chromadorea; Rhabditida; Rhabditidae.
AUGGGUUUGUGUCAGAGCGAGGAGGAGAAGGUCGGCGUCUCGAAGAGCAAACAAAUCGAUAAGCUUCUCAAACAGAAUCAAUCGGCUGAUGAGAAGACUGUCAAAUUGCUCCUCCUCGGCGCGGGUGAAUGCGGAAAAUCGACGGUUCUCAAACAGAUGCGAAUAUUGCACAACAAAGGGUUUUCCGAUGAGGAGAUGCAGCAGCAGAAGAAGAUUGUCUAUAAUAACACAGUGACCGCGAUGAACGCGCUUCUCAAAGCAAUGGUUAAAUAUAAUAUCAGCUUCGCGCAUAGUGCUAGAGAGAAUGACGCCAAGGUGAUUGCUGAUAUCGUGAAACAGAGCAAGGAAUCCGAGCCAUUCACUCCAGAGCUCACAGUGGCUCUUACAAAUCUUUGGAAUGACAAGGCGGUUCGCGAGCUAUAUGAGACGAAACGGCUGGAAUUGCAUUUGCAUGAAAGCUGCCAAUUCUUUUUCGAAAGUGUUGAACGAAUCGCGAAUCCCAAUUACCGGCCGACCGAUAUGGACAUUUUGCUGACGCGCACGAAAACUACUGGCAUCAUCGAGGUCUCAUUUGUGAUCAAGAAAGUUCACUUCAGGGUUUUCGAUGUCGGCGGGCAGAGAUCGGAACGGAAAAAAUGGAUUCAUUGCUUCGAGGAUGUCAACGCCAUCAUCUUCAUCGCGGCACUUUCCGAAUACGAUGAGGUUCUUUUUGAAGAUGAGACAACGAAUCGAAUGGUUGAAUCGAUGCGAUUAUUCGAAUCGAUUUGCAAUUCGCGCUGGUUCAACAACACCUCGAUCAUUCUAUUCUUGAACAAGAAGGACUUGUUCGCUGAGAAAAUCAAACGUGUCAACAUUACUACUGCAUUUCUGGAUUAUCGAGGACCCCAAACAUACGAAGAUGCCAUUAAAUUCAUCAAACAGAAAUUCGAAAAUUUGUCGAACAACCCGAAGAAGGCGAUGUUCGUCCAUGAGACCUGCGCGACCGACACCGAUCAGGUGCAGAAGAUUCUCGACUCGGUCAUCACGAUGAUCAUUCAGCAAAAUCUCCACAAAUCUGGAUUGUACUAA